UUUUGAUUACCGUGAUAGCCGUAACAAAUGCUGGUUUGUGUUUUGAUAAGGAUAUUGCCUUGUGUAAUAUGAUGGCAAAGGCUGACCCAAAUAUGUGCAACGAUCCAUGUAUGGCAAAUUUAUGUACAAGAUUUUGCGGAAAAUGUCCAUUUAUUUGUCACAGUUGUCACGAGGUAGCCGAUGCAACGAGCUGUAGACCUAUAAUACAAUGUAACUCAAGUGAUGAGUACUGUUUUACAGUCCAAACCUUCAACGAUCAUUUUGAAGAGACAUUCAAACUUGGAUGUGCGUCAAAACAUACAUGUUUACAAUACUCAUCGAUUUCUCACACCAAAAGAGUGAGCAUUGAUGCGGGAUGCUGUAACACUGACCAAUGUAACAAUAAACCACCAUCGUUACUUCAUAUUGGCAAUACAACAACACAGUCACCAGCUGGUGGUGAAUUAAGGAAUAGGACACUGUGUGAGAAUCUUGCUGAUGAUGUCUGUGCCAGAAUAGCCAAAGUUAUACCAAAUAUGUGUUCUGACAGCUGUAUAGCUAACAACAUAUGUCCACAUACAUGCGGAAAGUGUUACAACUGCCUGUCAUGUGACGAAAUCGAAUCUCCAGACAAAUGUAAUACUACAACGGAAUGUAACGAUGGCAAUGAAUGCUUUCUAAUGGAGGUACUGACACAUGAUUUCAAACCAGCAGUUAGAUUAGGAUGCAUGGAAAAAAAGACAUGUCAGAAAUUCCAUACCUCAGUGACUGAUGUUUUCGGAAAGCGCCAGUCCUUCACACUUCAGGGGAGAUGUUGUAUUGGAGAAAAAUGCAAUUCAAACUUAACGUCAGCAAUCAACCUAACACCUACUCAAACUUCAAUGAUGCUCGAGGGCAAAAUGUAUGAUAUGGGUCUGUCGUCGUCUUCAACAUCUGUGAAUAGAGUAGUGCACGGUUGUAGUACGACUGUACGACAAUGUCCUGUUGGAUUUUAUUUGUAUGAUAACAUCUGUUACCAUCUUGGAAAUACAUCGCUAGACAAAACUCAUGCCAAGAAUUAUUGUAGAAAGCAAUGUUCCAACUUGGCUGAAUUCGGUACUUUUACACCUGAACACAUGAAACAGUUUUUCCAAUAUGCCAGUCGAUUAUUCCAUAUUAGUUCUGGAGAAGAAUUUCAAGCUUACGUUGGAAUAAAGGAUGCCAAUCAGUCCGGAAGUAGGCCGAAGUGGGUUUGGGAAGUAAGUGGUCAAACCAUUGUACAUGGAAUGCAAACACGAUUCAAUCCUACUCAUCAUACAUAUUGUAUGGUAGCCAUUCAUCGUACAUACAGUUCUGACCACUCCUAUAUAGCAGGACUGGCGAAUGUAGACUGUAGUAAACAGUACAAACCACUAUGUCAAAUCAAAUUGUCCUAAAAUUAUACUGUUUAAAAGGAUGCAUAAUAAAAGACAAGAACACAUAUUCA
Messenger RNA from Mytilus californianus (California mussel), 1444 nucleotides. RefSeq lists its product as uncharacterized. The transcript is spliced from 12 exons. The record is from RefSeq and is a predicted model, not a curated record. NCBI's taxonomy places the organism in Eukaryota, Metazoa, Mollusca, Bivalvia, Mytilida, Mytilidae. Bases 69 to 1394 code for a protein of 441 amino acids.